AAAGAAGCCAACAGGCAUCCGAGUUGGGUUCACGGGAGCUGCUGAGAAGUUAGUGGGGUUAAACGAACUAGUCCGUCAAAUUCCGUUUUUUCCCCCCACUUGAACGAACAAACAGGGCAGCUGCAAUGUGGAUUCAAGUGCGGACAAUGGAUGGGAAAGAAACCCAUCGGGUGGACGCGUUAUCCAAACUCACCAAGGUGGACGAGCUUCGUCUGAAGAUCUCGGAGCUCUUCAAGGUGGAGCCCGAGAAGCAGAGGCUGUUCUACCGUGGCAAGCAGAUGGAGGACGGGCACACCAUCUUUGACUAUAACGUGGGCCUUAAUGACAUAGUGCAGUUGCUUAUUAGACAGAACGCGCCCCCUGCUGAAGUUGCCAAAAACAAGGACAAAGAAGCUGAGCUCUCGGACUCCGAUUCUGGCUGCGGCUCAACACAGAGCGAGUCUGACAAGAGCUCAACUCAUGGUGAGAUGGAGGUUCAGACCGCCGGCACCUCUGCUCAGACAAACACCCCAGAGCUCACUGAUCCUGGCUUCGGAUCCUACAAGGUCAAUGAAAUGGUGGACGCAAGAGACUUGAACAUGGGGGCGUGGUUUGAGGCCCAGAUUGUGAAUGUCACAAAGUCCACCAAGACCCCCAAAGGAGAUGGGGCCGAAGGGGAGCCAGCCGAGGAGGAGAUACUGUACCACGUUAAAUAUGAAGACUACCCAGAGAACGGAGUGAUUCAGCUCCUGGCCAAGGAUGUUCGUCCAAGGGCCCGCACCGUGUUCCAGUGGCACCAGUUGGAGCCUGGUAUGAUCGUGAUGCUCAACUACAACCCAGACGAUCCCAAGGAGCGGGGCUACUGGUAUGAUGCUGAGAUCCAGAGGAAAAGGGAGACACGCACCGUCCGAGAGAUUUAUGCCAAGAUUCUUCUAGGAGAUGCAGGCGAUUCCCUCAAUGACUGCCGCAUCAUGUUUGUGACUGAAAUCUACAAAAUUGAGGAGCCUGGUUGUACAAAUGACACUCCUGCCGGAUCCGAGAGCCCUCUGAAAAGAUCAAAUGGACCCGAGUGCAAGCGUUGCAAGGAUGAUCCCGAUAAAAACUGCCGCUGGUGCAACUGUAACAUUUGUGGAAUUAAGCAGGAUCCAGACAAGCAACUUCUGUGUGACGAAUGCGACAUGGCCUAUCACACAUACUGCCUGAACCCACCGCUCACCACCAUCCCAGAGGAUGAGGACUGGUAUUGCCCAAAUUGCCGCAUUGAUACAAAUGAGGUGGUGCUCGCUGGAGAGAAGCUGAAAGAGAGUAAGAAGAAAGCCAAGAUGGCUUCUGCCAGCUCUUCAAGCCAGAGGGACUGGGGCAAGGGAAUGGCUUGUGUGGGUCGAACAAAGCAGUGCACCAUUGUCCCAUCAAACCAUUACGGUCCAAUCCCCGGUGUCCCUGUUGGCUCCCUAUGGAAGUUCAGAGUGCAGGUCAGUGAGUCUGGUGUCCACAGGCCGCAUGUAGCUGGGAUACAUGGCAGGAGCAACGACGGUGCCUAUUCUCUGGUCUUGGCAGGAGGCUAUGAAGAUGAUGUGGAUGAUGGAAAUGAGUUCACUUACACCGGUUCUGGAGGGCGAGAUCUGUCUGGGAACAAGAGGACUGCUGAGCAAUCAUGUGACCAGACACUGACUCACAUGAACCGUGCCCUUGCUCUCAACUGCAAUGUUCCGGUCAAUGACAAGAAUGGUGCACAGGCAAAGAACUGGAAGGAUGGCAAGCCAGUCAGGGUGGUUCGCAGCUGCAAGGGUCGCAAACACAGUAAAUACUCGCCUGAAGAGGGAAACAGAUAUGAUGGGAUUUACAAGGUGGUCAAGUACUGGCCAGACAAAGGCAAAUCUGGCUUUCUGGUUUGGCGCUAUCUCCUUAAGCGUGAUGAUGACGAGCCAGCCCCAUGGACCAGAGAUGGCAAAGAACGCAUCAAGAAGCUUGGUCUUGUCAUGCAGUAUCCCGCGGGCUAUCAGAAAGAGAAAGAGAACAAAAGUGAAGUGGAAGAGGAGGAGACACCCAGCAAGGCAAAGAGGAAGAGAAAGUCUGAAAGCAGCGAAUAUGGCAAGAGCUCACCCGCAAAGAGUCCCAAGAAAGUGAAGGUGGAGGUUUACAAGCUUUCUGGAGAACAGAAGGCACUCAUCAAGAAUGAUACGCAAAACAAAAAACUGUGGGAUGAAGCCAUGGAGUCUCUGUCGCUUGGCCCGAAAUUCCUGAACAAGGUUGAAGAAGUAUUCCUCUGCAUUUGCUGCCAAGAAGUGGUCUAUCAGCCCAUCACCACUGAGUGCCAACACAACGUCUGCAAGGAAUGCCUUCAGCGGUCCUUCAAAGCAGAGGUGUACACCUGCCCGGCUUGCAGGAACGAUUUGGGCAAAAACUACUCCAUGGCUGUCAACAAGCCGCUGCAGGAGAUCCUAAAUCAGUUUUUCCCAGGUUACAGCAAUGGCCGAUGAUCAUGGCCUCCUCCGUCUCAGCAAUGCAAAGUGUAGGGCAAUUUCCAGUCAGAGGCAAUAAAGAAUCCGUUUUUCUUAAUAUAUUUUUAUGAUUUAUAAAUUGACCGUUUUUUGUGGACUCCAGUGCAACCUUCUUCCAUGAUGGUUCUUCAUUGAUGUGUAGUUAAUGGUAAAUUGAAAAUUCAUUUUGUUACUGCCUGUACCAUUAUGCCGUUGCUACCCUGAAAUGUGAUUUAAAAAAAAAAAAAAGAAAAAAUCUUUUUACUGUUCCCUUUAACUCAUACAAGAUGGCCACCGAGUAAAAGGAGUCAGCCAGAUUAAUCCGUUUCAAAACCGAGUCGUCAGAAGUGGUUAAGCUAUCUGCCCAAUGUACAUAUUUGAGAGGCAGAUCAAUUUUGGUGCAAUUUAUUUGUCAAAAUCCGUUAGCCAUCUCUUUCACCCUCCCCCCCCCCCCCCCCCCAAAAAAAAAAAAAAAAAACAAGAAAAAAAUGGUGGAUACAUUGGCCAGCUAUCCUGUCAAAUGAUAAACAUAAAUAUGCCGCUUGUCUCCUAUGUAAUCAGAUGACUGAAGCUGCACGAAUAGGAAAUAUGUUCAUGUAUACGAAGAUCUGUUUCGUGCUCCACCACCCGCCCCCCUUUCUUUUUUUAAGUUUUCAAUGCACAAUAGCAUUGCAAGUCAGAUAUUUAAGUAUAUCUAUGUAUUUGGAUCCGUAGAAAAGGUUGACUUCCAAAGAAACGAGUGUGUUUAAAGCGUGUAAUGUAGAAUUCCCCGUCUAGCUAGCUCUUUAACCGAGUCUAGAAAUCUCACAUGUAUUUUUUUUUCGCCUUUUUUAUUGAUGUAUUGCUAUCCACUCGUGUCUCCUUUUAGAGACCCGACAUCUUUUUAGAACUAUAAAAUAAUUGCAUUGAAGAUGUUGAAAUUUAAAAACAAAGAAAAUUCCACUCUGUUCUCUCUGAAUUGAUUCUUCAAUGGAACUACCGUAUAUUGGUGUAACUGCUAUGGCUUGCUUGUCUUCUAUGAUCAUUUGCCAAUUCAUUUCAACAGCAGUUUGAACACCCACCACAUCUGUGGUCUUGGCAGUUUUGCAGAAUGGGGAAAUGUAUAUUUUUCUGAAAUUGUAUAAUGUCCUUUUUUUUUAUAUAUGGUUUUAGAAACUGCACAUGUUGCAAUUGU
Molecule: messenger RNA, 3633 nt
Organism: Dunckerocampus dactyliophorus (ringed pipefish)
Lineage: Eukaryota; Metazoa; Chordata; Actinopteri; Syngnathiformes; Syngnathidae
Gene: uhrf1
Product: ubiquitin-like with PHD and ring finger domains 1
Exons: 17
Coding region: 126-2459 (777 amino acids)
Biological process (GO): negative regulation of gene expression via chromosomal CpG island methylation
Molecular function (GO): ubiquitin protein ligase activity; protein binding
Source: RefSeq, a predicted model, not a curated record